CCAAGAUGGCGUAUCCAGGAUAUGGUUAUCAGGGCCAGCAGCCUUAUGGAGCCGCUCAACAACAGCCACCCCAGCAACCUGGUGGAUACCCGCAGCCUCAGCAGCAGCCAGGAGGUUACCCACCACCUCAACCAGGGGCGUAUCAACCUCAGCAGCCUGGUUAUGGAGCACCUGGUGGAUAUCCCGGGCAACAACCAGGCUAUGGUUAUCCACAACAGCAAGGACCACCAGGUUGUCCCCCUGGAAUUGAUCCCAGUGUAUGGCAAUGGUUCUGUGCAGUAGACGCUGAUAGAUCUGGUAAAAUAACGGCCCUUGAGUUACAGCAAGCCUUGACUAAUAAUGACUGGAGUCAUUUUAAUGCAGAGACUUGUCGUCUUAUGGUUGGGAUGUUUGAUAGAGAUCACUCUGGUAAGAUUGACAUCCAUGAAUUUGCUGCUCUGUGGCAUUAUAUACAGCAAUGGAGAGGAGUAUAUCAACAAUAUGACAGAGACCAUUCAGGCAGAAUUGAUGCCAAUGAACUCCAUAAUGCGUUCAACACAAUGGGCUACAGACUAUCACCACAGUUCUCACAGCUGGUUGUGACCAAGUACGAUAUACAGUCCCGAAGAACCCUGAAAUUUGACGAUUUUAUCCAAUGCUGCGUCCUACUGAAGUCACUUACAGACACAUUUAAGCAAAAAGAUGCAGCGAUGAGUGGUAGCAUUAAUGUCUCCUAUGAGGAAUUUAUGUCUAUGAUUUUAUUAAAUCUUAUUGUUUAAUCUGUGAAAAUUCUUAAUGGCCCAUCUAAGCUAUACUUGUAUAGAGGGCAGGCUUCUAGGUGCUCUUAAACUAGUCUUAAAUUUGAGGGGGCUCUUUGUAAAGACUAGUCCUCUGUGUGAGGGUGCUCUUUGUAAUGACUUGUCCUCUGUAAGAGGGCACUCUUAGUGCUAGACUUGUAUUCUGUAAGAGGGCGCUCUUUGUGUAAGACUUCACAUAGGAUUAUUUUCUUUGGGGGCGAUCUUUAUGCAAGACUGGUCUUCUGUGAAAGCACCAUUCACAUAGGAUUAAUUUUCUAUGUGAGGGCGAUCUUUAUGCGAGGCUGGUCUUCUGUGAGAGCACCCUUCACAUAGGAUUAAUUUUUUAUGUAAGGGCAGUCUUUAUGCAAGACUGGUCUUCUGUGAGAGCACCAUUCACAUAGGAUUAAUUUUCUAUGUGAGGGCGAUCUUUAUGCGAGGCUGGUCUUCUGUGAGAGCACCAUUCACAUAGGAUUAAUUUUCUAUGUGAGGGCGAUCUUUAUGCGAGGCUGGUCUUCUGUGAGAGCACCCUUCACAUAGGAUUAAUUUUUUAUGUAAGGGCGAUUUUUGUGGAAGAAUAGUGUGUACAAGGGCGCUCUUUGUCUAACACUUAUCAUCUGUUAAAUUGUGCUCUUAUGUCAGAUUAGCAUUCUGUAAGAGGGCAGUCUUUGUGUAAGACAAUCUAGUCUGUCUAAAUCUGGUCUGUCAGAUUAAUUUGUAUGCAUGGCAGUCUCGCAGAGACUAGUCUUGUUAUGUAUGAGGGCGCUCUUCAUGCAAGACCUAUGUAAUGAGGACACUCUUGACUAAGACUAGUUGUUGAGUGGGCAGCUUUUAUGUAAGACUAGUCUUUAAAAGUGAUUUUCAUGUAAGACAGACUUGUGUGCUAGGACACUUUUUAUUUGUGACUAGUCUUUCAUACAAGGGCAGUCUUGUUGAGACUAGUCUAUUAUAUGUAGGGGUGUAAUGCCUACAUUACAGACUGGGGUGAAAGUGGGAUGGUUCUUUGGGGGGAAAAUAUAAUAAGUCACCUCACAGAACGAUAUACUUUACCAACUGUUUACACUUGAACCUGUCCAGUUUUUGUAGUCAUAGAAACUAAUUGUAGUACCAGUACCAAUUAUGGCAUUUUUUUUCAGUGAAUAAAUAACAGGCUAGGGGGUCUCUUUUUAUUGAACCACAUUGGUUGAACCAGAAUCCCACCUGAAUCUUUAACACUCACUUAUGGAGUAUGCAACAGACUAGUCUCAACUAAGACAACUAAGAGGGCACUUUCAACAUAAACAUCAUACAUUCUUAAAAAUGAUUGUAUAUUCAAGUAUUGUGAUAAUAUAUUUUCAUGGCCAGACUUUAUUAUAUAAAAUUCUCUUAUGACCACAAGAAAUUAAUACACGUUUCAUGAAAUUGAAUAUUCGUUGAAAAACUAGCCAUGAAAUUUGGUUCAGUAUCUAAAAAAAAAAACACUCACACAACUCAUUGAAACUGUAAGUUAAUUUCAUGUGGCCAAAUAUAUUUAGUGAAAUAAGUAGAAUUUGAUUUAAAUAAAUUUUGCGAUAUUAAUUAGAUCAAAUCAUGAUAAAAAUCAUAAUCUUCUUCUGAUUUUCAUGCAAGUGAUUCAGUCUAACCAUGCAUUUAUAGUAAGCUUAUUUAUAACAAUAAUUCAUGCUAUCAAAGACUGACAGGUUUACAGGUGUACUUCAGAGUUGCUGCAUUUAUACUUAAAAUUUCAUCAGUUGUUUUUACUUUCAUGGUACCCAGUCCAUGUGGAGAAAGGAUUUAUGUAAUUUUAGUUAAUCUAUCUUAUUCAACAACGGUAUUAAGUCAUUCGAUAAAGUAUUUAGUAAUAGUUUGCAUAUGAUGUAAUUAGUGUUCUUUUUAUUAUAUUACCUAAUAGCACUGUGUGUGUAGUUUGCUUUAAAAUAUUUAAGGUCAUUUAAGUUUGAGGCAUCUUUCUAGAUUAUUUUAUAUUCUUUUUUCCCAAUAUUUGGAAUUAUGAAAUUUAUAGCUUGAAUAUCCAGAAAAACUUUUGUUUCAUAUAUGUAGUUUACUUCACAGAUCUUGUAUAACAGCAACAUAUGUUUAAAGGGGUAGAAAGUCAAUGAUAUGUCAUUUUGAGCCACAGUUUUGAAACCAACGUAUCGUCUUGGAUUUCUAUAGUGCAUCAUGUAAUUAAAGUUGUAAAUCUUGCGAACUUAACUGUUGUAUUUAUUUGGCUCACACACAUACUUGUUUUGUGAUCUGAACUAAAAUACUCUGUUGUCAGUUAUAAACAUAGAUAAGUUAUGUUACAGUUUCUUCAAUUGUUUUGAUGCAUAUAAGAUUUGUACAAUUUGUACACAGUUUCAGAGUUAAAAAAACAGCAUGAUUUACCAUCUGCUAUCCCAUCUGCUUCUGCUCUUUGAAGGUUUUGCGUCAAAUUGUGAAGUAACUAGAUUUUCAUUCGUUCCAUGCAAGAUGACAUUCCUAUAGUGGAUAUUCAGCUAAUAUUUUUUAAUUAAACAUGAAUUGCUACUUGUGAUUUAAUAAUUAUAUACUUUGCAUAUUGUAUACACUCUUCUCCCCCCUGAAAUUACCAUGUUAUGCAAUGGUGUUGAGUAGUUAGUUAAGUUUAAAUAGCGGCCACAUUAGUGCUGUGAUAUUUCAUGUUUGGCCACUUGAGGGCGUUCAAGGUUCAAGUCUUUAGUAAAAUGUGCAUUUUGGUUUUAAACCACAUUGAGACAUGACAGUGCCUUUGAAAUUUGAACUAUGUCUACUAUAUUUGAGGCAGACAAUCCAUUAGAUAAUUUUGCAUACUUGUCUUAGACUCAAACCAUUUUAAGCGAGAGGGUCGUCACCUGCGUACGCGUGAGAAUUGCGUCUCAAGCGACUAUAACAUGUGCUAAAAACGCAAAGGCUCAUGGGUAGACCCUUGUAGACCCCUAUGGCCAUCUGAGGCAUACGCAGGUGACGACUCCCCUGCUUUAACAUUAUAACAUGCCAUCUCCAAAGUUCACCUGCUCAUUUAAGAUUUGAGUUAAUUACUUUUUGUAAAAUGGUUUUGUAGAUGUACUUGUCUAAUAUUAUAGAACUUUUUUUAUUUUAACUUAGUGCAAUCAACUUAUAUCAAGUCCAACGUUUUUUGACGGCAAUGCAAGUAAUUGUAGUACUGUGAAUGUAUUUUAUUUUCCUGAUAUUCAGAAUAAAUCAAAUCUUGCUCUUGAGAUUAAAA
Saccoglossus kowalevskii is the source of this 3978-nucleotide messenger RNA. Its product is annotated as programmed cell death protein 6-like. Gene Ontology annotation, molecular function: calcium ion binding. The record is from RefSeq and is a predicted model, not a curated record. Lineage: Eukaryota; Metazoa; Hemichordata; Enteropneusta; Harrimaniidae.